AUGCUGCGUCGUGCGGCGCCUUGUGGACCCCGUCCGCUGGUCCGGCCACUGCGAGCAAGCUCAAAGCGGUAUCAGGGAAACAAGAGCCAACCUAAGGACGAGGCAGAGGCCGCGGCCAGCUGCCCGAUCUUCACGCGGCCAGGUGCUGCGCAUCCCACCCCGCUGCCAGACUCCAAGCUAUUGCGGCUGUUUAGGCGUGUGCCUCCAGAUGUGAUCCAUUCCAUCCAUUCUUUGUAUUGGAUCUUGGUUGGAGGAGCUGUGCCUCGACACCUUCAAGAGCAAAGCUUCGUGAGAUUCCCUUCGAUGGAGCUCGUGUUUAUUCGCCUCGCUGCUCGUGUGGUCGCAUUGGGCAUCGGUGCAGUGGUGCUCGUGAAGACAAGCCGGAGAAUGUGGCGGAGCAUCACUCCAGCAGCUGAGUGA
Messenger RNA from Durusdinium trenchii, 420 nucleotides. Lineage: Eukaryota; Dinophyceae; Suessiales; Symbiodiniaceae. The record is from the annotation of a GenBank genome assembly.